This is a messenger RNA of Pseudogymnoascus verrucosus, 1361 nucleotides long. RefSeq lists its product as uncharacterized. The transcript has a single exon. The record is from RefSeq and is a predicted model, not a curated record. Lineage: Eukaryota; Fungi; Ascomycota; Leotiomycetes; Thelebolales; Thelebolaceae. Bases 128 to 1111 code for a protein of 327 amino acids.
CCACUUUAUAGCUUUGUAGGUUGUCUCUGAUUUAAUUUGUGACGCCGCUAAUUUUGUCAGACCUAUAUGGACUUCUUACGCCAAAAAAUUACCACAGGUUUCUCAUGAAAAGCAUCGUGUAGAGUUUAUGCAGAUUAUCCAUCCGGCAGAUAGCAUCGAACGUGCCAAUAAAUCUAAAUUGACCCCAUACGAUUACCUCUACCAACGCGAGAGGCGACGACAGCCAGGAACCAAGGGUCGACAGACUGCAGAGGGUAGCUGGGACCGACACUUGGAAGACGAUUGGCUGGAUAUGAAGGACGAUGGAAAGGCGCUCCUCUGGUUAACUUUCCCGGAUUCUUUCGACUACAGAACGAAGUGUCAUGUAAUUGGCUCCUUGCAACCCAACUCUGUGGAGUACUUGCUCAAGACUUGGACUGCAGAGAUGCAGAAGACGAGUCUGGGUUAUCUGCUUGAGCUGUACCGGGUCCCAGGCCGUCCUCGCCGCGAAAAAAUGGACGAAGCAAGACAGACGGUAGAUGACCUGACUCAGCAUUUGCGUCGGGAGUUGAAUAUAAGUUCCGAAGAAGACACUUCAGGGGUUUGGAACUCUACAAUCGCCGUGCCCAAUUCUUGGUCUGAAGCUCGAAGAGCCCUCUUAGCAACAAGUCUGGAAAAGUUGGCUUCCGCAUUAGAAACUGCACAAACACUGGUUUCGGAAGCUACGUUGCAUGGCACCAUUUAUGAGACAGGAGUCGAUACGAUGAGAUCUAUGCAAGAGACAAGAGGAUUUCUUCAACUAUUAACUAAAAUCGUUAAAGACAAAAAUUACAGCAGUCAAACGCCAUUAUUACCAGCAGGAGAAAACGGGCCUGGAGUAAACCCCCCGCCCUCUCCCUUUUCUGCCGGAUGGUCAAAUAACGUGUACAAUACAGCUUUUUCUAGACAGCCUGGAUUAGGCGAACCGCGAUUUGUUGCACCAGGAAGCGAAUUGAGUCUCACUGCUGCGCAGCACGCUCAGUUGGGGCAUAAUACAGAAAAUAAUGACCCAAAUUGGGUCUUUCCACGGGUUAAAGGUUCGAAGAAAACGACUGAAGCUUCACAGCAAAAGAAAAAGAGGAAGAUAGGAUAAGAGGACUGCUGUGGACAGUGAUACACUCUCGAGGAGAAAUGGCCAGGCAGAGUAUGCCUUGUUUGGAAUGGUUAAAGGAUUGCAAUGUGGGACUUAUGUCUUUUGUUUAUUUCCGGGCGAUGGGCUGUUUCUGUGUUUCUGCUUCAGUGCAGUGUUCAGGUUUUUACUUCUAUUUGUAUGCUAUUUAGUUCUGAUUGCACGCCGCGUUUUGAAUCAUAAGCUGUCUACCCUUAGGCUUUCAAGAAUGAAG